ACAACGGUUAACGAAAAUAAUCGUUACCGAAGAACAUGUGAAUAUGAUUGAACAAACGACAAAAAAAAAUUCCAUUUCUUUCCCUUCAAGUUUCCCAUUUCUCUCCACAAAAUUUUUUCGUCGUUUAUUUCUUCUUUCAUCACUUCAAAAACAUUCCUCCCACCUAAACAUGCUCCACACUGAAACUUAAAACCCUAACCGUUUCACUUCACUACUACCAUGGAUGCGCGUCGAGGCUCACGCGCCGUCAUUGACCCUAAAAUUCGCAUGGUCGGGUUCUUCGCUCCACCCGCUCCACCCGACUUCUCUCCUUCCGCCAAUUGUCUCUCUCCGGUCAUGAUCCCUCCGCCGCUUCAUUCAUUGGAAAAUCUCGAACUACUCCAUUCUCAACCUUCCGUAGUCACUUCUCCUUCCUGCGAUGAAACUAUUGCCGUCGCCAGGAGCCAGAAUAGCUGCUCCUCGGAGUUGUUUCCUGCUCCGAUGUCUCUCUCUCCGGCUUCUAAGUUCGUCGCUAACGAUGGAAAAGAUGGAGGAGGAAUGGUGGCUUCUACCUUACCUCGCGGUUGCGGAAUUCCGAUGUGUAAUUUGACUACGGUUUCUGUGGUGAAUGCUGAUUCAUUUGCCAUUGACGAAAGAGAGAAGCCAAUUAAAGGAGGAGGAUCUGCAUUGGAAGUUAAAGACGAACCUGUGAAUUCAAAACAGAAGAAAGACAAGUCCUCAAAAGCUGAACGACGUGCUCUUCAAGAAGCUCAGCGAGCUGCAAAGGCUGCUGCAAAAGCUGAAGGAAAUACGGCAUCUAGAACUGCAACUUCAGCGAAUGUAAAAUCAGCUAAAGUUGCAAAGCCCCCACACAAAGUUGUUAAUACUUCAUCUGCGGCUUCUGAGAAAAAGGGAGGUGAUCGGCCAUCAGAGAAGGAUAGGAAAAAAGAUGUUCCUCACCCACGCCUGCAAUAUGAUGAUAAGAGCAGAGUGGAGAAAGCUAAACGCCGUGCUGUGGUAAACCAAACUGAAGCCAGGAACAGAGUUGAACUAUUCAGACAUUUGCCACAGUAUGAACAUGGGAGUCAGCUUCCUGAUCUUGAGGCAAAGUUUUUCAGGCUUGGUCCUGUGCAUCCAUCAGUUUAUAAGGUGGGUUUGCAGUAUCUGUCUGGAGAUAUAUCUGGUGGCAAUGCUCGUUGUAUUGCUAUGCUUCAAGCAUUCCAGGAUGUCAUCAAAGAUUACACAGUUCCACCUGAGAAGACUCUAGUGAGAGACCUGACAACAAAAAUAAGUAGCUAUGUUUCAUUCCUUAUUGAGUGUCGACCUCUUUCAAUCAGUAUGGGAAAUGCAAUUAGAUUUCUCAAGAGUCGAAUUUCACAGCUGCCUCGGACACAGUCCGAGUCAGAAUCCAAAACUUCUCUUCAAUCAGAUAUUGAGCGUUUUAUAUAUGAGAAAAUUAUACUUGCUGACAAGAUGAUAGUAGAGCAUGCUGUCACAAAAAUAAGAGAUGGUGAUGUUCUUCUUACUUAUGGGUCAUCGUCAGCAGUUGAAAUGAUACUGUUACAUGCACAUAAGUUAGGGAAACAGUUUCGAGUUGUAGUAGUAGACUCUCGUCCAAGUCACAGGGGGAAACUUUUGCUUCAUAGUCUAUUGGGGGAAGGUCUUAGUUGUACAUACACUCAUAUCAAUGCUGUUUCCUACAUAAUGCAUGAGGUUACUCGAGUUUUUCUGGGUGCUUCAUCAGUGUUGUCUAAUGGAACAGUUUAUUCUGGAGUUGGAACUGCAUGUGUUGCAAUGGUUGCUCAUGCAUUCCAUGUCCCUGUUAUAGUUUGUUGUGAAGCUUUUAAAUUUCAUGAAAGGGUACAGCUUGACUCAAUAUGCUCAAAUGAACUUGGUGAUCCAGAUGUCAUUUCAAAGGUUUCGGGUAGACAGGAUGUUAACCACUUAGAUGCUUGGGCCAAUACUGAAAAUCUACAACUUCUAAAUCUGAUCUAUGAUGCAACACCUUCAGAUUAUGUUUCAAUGAUUGUCACUGAUUAUGGCAUGAUCCCCCCUACAAGUGUUCCUGUCAUUGUAAGGGAAUAUAAUAGAGAACAUGUGUGGAUAUAAACUCAGCAACUGUGGAUGAGUCUCAAUUUUGUGUGCAUGCGAAAUCCCUGUUUAGAAACCCGGAAGCAAUAAAAUCUGUGAAUGUUGUUGUGAUUCGUUUUCUUAUCUUUGAAUAACUGAAAUGUAAUGUAAUAGGUGGGCCGCAUUGUACUUAAAUUUUGGAUAUUUGUCUGUAUUUUCCUGUCACAGUGAAGAGUGCGGAUCGACGCCUCUCCAGGCAGAUUUUGGCCAUGCAGAGCUAUUUUUUCCCACUAUGCUCCAAACUUUGAUUAGUCAUUUACUCACAAUUUUAUGAUAGUUAGAUAUAAUUCAUGACAAUAUGUACUAUAUCAUUUUUUGAUCUA
This is a messenger RNA of Lathyrus oleraceus (garden pea), 2432 nucleotides long. RefSeq lists its product as uncharacterized. The transcript has 7 exons. The record is from RefSeq and is a predicted model, not a curated record. Lineage: Eukaryota; Viridiplantae; Streptophyta; Magnoliopsida; Fabales; Fabaceae. Bases 220 to 2088 code for a protein of 622 amino acids.